UUGUGUACGUGAACUGCCCACAACUAUAAUUGUAGUCUUCAUGGUGACUCACGCGGCGGCGACGACCACCACCACGGUGGCGGGGCGGACGCGAGCGAUGUGGCGGAUGCGGUUGCAGUCAGCAGCCCGGACGGCGCUGACGUGCACCAUAGUGGGCUGCGCCACCCUCUACAUAUCAGCCUCGUUGAGGAGCCACUUAUUUUCGUUCCCGGCGUUUUCUUACCUCACGGCCAUUCUCAUAGUCUCCGACGCCACGCUGGGCGACGGCCUGAGGGGCUGCUGCUACGCAUUGUACGCCACGCUGCAAGUCAUGCCUCUUUCCAUGCUGGGCCUUUGGGUCAGCGGCGCCGGCGGUGGCAGCUCGCUCUCGCCGGGGAUUGCCGCCGCCAUGGUGGUGAUGGGGUCCUAUGUGGUGGCGCUGCCGGCGAGCACGCACAUAAUGUCCAAACGGAUCGCGUUCGGACAGCUGGUGAUUGUGUUUGUGGAUGCUGUUGUUCAUGGAGUCCACACCAGUAUUAUCGUCCACCCUCUUCGAGUCGCGCCCAGCACGGCCCUCGGUGCACUGGCUUCUCUCCUGGCUUUGCUCUUUCCGCUUCCUCGACUCGCAUAUUUUGAGGUGAAAAAGCUAUACAAAUUGUACACAGAAAAUGCUUCAGAAAGGAUUGCUCUAUACUCCCAAGCAGUUGCAGCCCGAGACACUUCAAUGGUUUCAGCCCUAAGCUCCCAAGCCAAACCCCUAGCGGAAACAGGGGCAAAACUCCUUGAAAGCAUAGGACUUUUGCAGGAGGGGUUGAAGUGGGAGAAGCCAUGGCUAAUGCUCUUAAACCCCUCUCUUACAGACCCAAUCUAUGGAUUAGAAGAGAUAGAAACAUCUAUGAGAGGAAUGGAAAUUGCCUUGUCAACUUACCCUUCUUUUCACUCUAAAACCAUUGAUGAAGAGCUCCUCAAUAUCCUGCAAAGUGCACUGGAGAAACUUGGGGUAAAAAUUGAGCAAGCCCGAGGCUCUUUCCCUUGCCACAAAAGGACAGCCCCAGAGAAUAGAGGAGAGGGGGUAAUAGAUAUGUCCUUGCCCUAUGCUUCUUAUUUCCUUACACACGAAGACCUGCCCGCUUCGUUCUUCUUUUCCUGUGUAAAAAUGUUCAUAAAUGGAUCAGCUAGGACGGUGGAUACUAGCGAAGGACUUAUGGAAAAGCAGGCCGAGCCCGGAUCAAAGAAAGCCUGCAGUAAUAAGUGGAGUAUGUCAGUAGUGAGGAAUGAAAGGAUGGUAUUUGCUUGCAAGUGCUCGCUCUCGCUUGGACUAGCGGUACUAUUUGGUUUGCUAUUCGACAGAGCGAAAGGAUACUGGUCAGGUCUCACAAUUGCCAUAAGUUUCGAGACAGGAAAACAGGCGAUUUUCACACUUGCAAACGCCCGAGCACAAGGAACAGCAUUGGGGUCAAUCUAUGGAGUCCUAGGCUGCACUGUUUUCCAAAGGAUUGGCAAUGUCAGGCUUGUAUCUCUCCUCCCAUGGAUCAUCUUCACCAGUUUUCUGAGGCAUAGUCGAAUGUACGGGCAAGCCGGGGGAAUCUCAGCAGUUAUAGGAGCAUUACUUAUCCUCGGCAGAAAAGAUUACGGUCCACCAAAGGAAUUCGCCAUCGAGAGACUAACCGAGGCCUUCAUAGGGCUCUCGUGUUUCAUUCUAAUGGAGCUCCUCUUCCAACCAACCCGAGCCGCCUUCUUAGCCAAAUAUCAUCUCCAUACAAGCUUGGAGGCACUCAAGAAAUGCACCGAACAUAUCGUGCUCGAUUCGGGGAAAGUCUGGCUACUAAGGGAAAAACAAUGGCACCUUAAAUCCCAAGUCCUCCUAUUAGGAAAAUUCAUCUCAGAUGCAGAAUUGGAACCAGAUUUUUGGUCUUUACCUUUCCCUGUUUCUUGCUAUCAAAAGCUCCACAGGGCACUCACAAAGAUUGCAGAUCUUUUAUACUUCAUGGCCUGCAACAUAGAACUCCUUUCACAAGCCCUGCAGAGCAGCAAUGUUGCUUGGAAAGAGAUCCAACAACACAUAAACAAGGACUUGGAACUCUAUAUGCAAAUCAUUACCUCUCUAACCUCUUCCCUAAGCCAUUCUGCAGAUUCUCAACAUCCCGACCUCGAGGAGGGAAACUCAAAUCCGACUACAUACAACAACACGGUAUUUUGUGCAGAAGGCAAAUACGCGGAGAAGAUACUAAAUUCUUUCCUCGAGCACUGCAAGGAGGUUACUGAGAAGUUCUGUGAACUCGGAGUUAAGGAUGAUCAGAGAGCAAAGGAGGCUCUACAUAUGUUUGCUGUGGGGUUCUGCAGCAGGUGCUUGAUGGAAGAGCUAGCACAGGUUGAUAAAGGGAUUAAAGAAUUGGUGCAGUACAAAGAUCCUUAGGGAGAAAUAAAAAUGCUAACGAAUUUUGUAACAAUUCCUCUAACGCGGAUGCUAUAGUAUGAUGAACAUAGUACUUGAUUUGAUUCCUUAAACUGAAUCAGAACUACAGAGU
Messenger RNA from Ipomoea triloba (trilobed morning glory), 2507 nucleotides. RefSeq lists its product as uncharacterized. The record is from RefSeq and is a predicted model, not a curated record. Gene Ontology annotation, biological process: transmembrane transport. Gene Ontology annotation, molecular function: transmembrane transporter activity. The coding region runs from base 41 to 2395 and encodes 784 amino acids. Lineage: Eukaryota; Viridiplantae; Streptophyta; Magnoliopsida; Solanales; Convolvulaceae. The transcript has 2 exons. Gene Ontology annotation, cellular component: plasma membrane.